AUCACAGUCCGCAACCAACGAUACCACACAACCAUGAGCAGCUCCAAUGUCCUCCUAUGCAUCGCAAACGAAAACAAUGCUCCAGUCUUCCUCUAAGAAGUCCACACAAAUCCUCGGACUCACCGCGACACGCGACGAAGCAAAGGCGCCGUUGCCAUCGAAGCGGAGGAGAGAGGCUAUAUGCGGCCUGGGAACCUUCAACAAGCCCUUCACUAUCAAGCCAUACCCGAGCUCGCCAUACGAUAAGCCUGCCACGUUCAAGCCGGUGCGCAUUAUCGGACGUGCCCAAUUUCCCCUCACCUUUCUCGACACAUCCUCGGACGACACCUUCGCCGCAAACUGCCUGUUCUCCGCCUACAUUGAUGUGCUGGAGGACGGAAAUGACGCCAAACCCAACGAUUACAUACCGCCGAGGGUGCUCAUUGCACGACACGAAUCAAAGAAGACGUUGUACGCCAUAGAACGUGUCCGCCCCCGUGUUUACAGUAUCUGCAAGAUUGCUCAGUGGCUGAAAGAAAAGGACGUCGCAGAACUGUGGGACCCCUCGAUCCUCGCGUUGUACCCCGCAAUGCCAGCAUCGGAGACCAGCAAUGUCGUGGGUGGGCAAUGGUGGCAGCACGCAAUCACGAAGACGCAGCCAGUCGAGCGGCCGCUGGAACGUGCUAGGAUAACGAUGAUGCGAUGCAAGCCCGAACCAGAACUCGUAGAAGAAGAGUCACAGAUGCGACGUGAUACUCCAAUAAUGGAGGAGACCGAAGUCAUAGAUUCUGCCCCCAACCAUCUUUUUCCAGAACCGACGAUGGAACUACCGUCUCCCCCAGACCAGCUUGAGUCAUUGCGUCAGCUGUAUUUGGAGGCAGUCUAUCUAUCGAAAACCUCUCUGGCAUACUUUGCGAAAGGACCAAUUGCACGGAUACGCAACGCUUUCACGUCACCUGAGGAAGGUGCUCCGCCAACGCACGAACUGGUAACGUUCCUGAGAUCAAUGCUUCUCAGUCCGAAAGCCAGCGAGAAGAAAUACUACGAGAAACUGCCAUCACUCAUCAAAUCGAUACCACCAGGAAGCUACUCCGACGAGGAUAUAGCUGCAAAAGGCGUCAAGACUAAAAGAUCAAAGAAAAAGAUGAAGCUUACUCGAGACGGCGUUUACCCACAAGAAGAGAUUGAGAUCAGAAAAUGGUGGAUGUCAGAGAUGCCAAACUCGGAGAACAAUGGACAGGAGACGAUAGAACAACGCAUCAAGAGGCGGAUUGGAGACAUGAGGGUGCGCGAGACACUUGCCCAAUUAACCCUCAUGCUUGAAAUCAUUGCCCUGGAAGCCCUUUCUACAUACAAGCCGCCUCCCGGAGGUUCUUUAGUGGAUGAAACUCAAACCCAGGAGGAAUCGCAAAUAAUACCAAACAAGCGCAAGAAAAAGCUAGAUGACAUCAAUUUGCAGCUAGAUCUACUACUGGAUAGGCUGUGCAUCUGGCAUGCUACUGAGGAAGCAGGCAUUUUGGACUUCGAGGCAGAUCCCUCAAAACAGAAUGGAACUGCUGAUGGGUCGGGCAAAGGCGCCGCCAACGACCGCUUACAUGGGUUCUGCGUCGAAGUUAUCAUACCAUUCUAUAUGAACCGACUCCCCGAGCAGGCGCUCAUGAUCAACAAGAAGCUCGGAGGACCCGCGCACAGCCUGCCAUCGAAACGCAAGGCAAUGAGACCGCCAGUAACGUCACGUAAAUCGGGAGAGUUGAAAGACCGGGAAAUCAAAAAGUCACGCCGAUCGUUGGCAAGGGUAGCCACUGAUACGAUAGGAAGGACUGGGGAGCGAGUAACGCCCUCUUUCAACCGAGCUGCUACCGACUCUAUCCUGGUAGAUGGAAUCAAGCGAGAAGGGAGCGAGGCGCCCUUGUCAGCCAUUCCGUUCCAUCGCAGUCCUUCAAAGGGUGCUCGGCAGUCUAUGUCGCAGCUCAAGCAUCUGCAAGGUCGCCAGAUUGACCUUACCACAACCUCUGCCGCGGCCACAGCGAAGAUGAAGCAAAAGCAGCGAGUUGAGGAAGACCUCAAAGAGGCCAUCUCUGCUUUGAAAAAGCCAAACAGAGGGCUAGCCGUUGGAGGCUACAUGGCAGAUGUCGAGCGUCGUGGUAUCAGUUCGACCGACAAGUCGAGAAAGCCGGCGAACCCUGUGAGGAAGGUUGUGAGAGAUGUCCAGGUCACUGCCACUCCUCGAGCCGGCCGCAAGACGAGGGACAUGAUCGGGCAAACACCGACUCACUACCACAGCAAUCCGUUCGUUCGACAGGUCGUAGCCGAGGCGCCUCCACCCUCGAGCGACUUUUGCGUUCCAUCCUCUGGGGUUCGCCCGCCACCCUUCAUGAUGAGCACAACCGUCCAACGCAAUACAAUAAGCCGGACUCAGCCGUACGAGGGCAUUGCAGAAACGCCUUCCAAAGCGCCGAACACAAGAACGUUUUCGUCGGGAACAGCACGCAGGAGUAUCUUCGAGACUCCAGUAAAAGGUGUGCCCUCUUCUCCAGACCGGUGGCCACCGGUCGCACCACCUGUGUUUGAAACACCUGUCAAGAGCCUCGACAAUUCGCUUCCCAUCUCAAAACUCAAUAUUCGAUCUUCUCCAGAUAUCGUUACCCCGCCUAGAGCCAUUGCGCUGCCAGAUGUAGUUGCUGGAUCGAGUCCUCCGAAAGCAGGCGAGGCUUCGAUAUACGAUGCACUGGGUUGGAACGACGACGACGAUAUGUUGUGAGGUUGGUAUUUAUUUUUGUUUUGUAUGCAUAGCGAGCUUGGAAUGGGGGUUGCAUUUGCAUUGGGUGGCGUAUGUUGCAUACUAGUUAUUCGGGUUUUGCUACGGCAAAGGCGUAACCAGGCGGCUUCGAUACGAGAACGGAACAUGUCAAAUAUUACCAACUUGUACAUGCCUCACCGGAUGUUUUCAUGGAAUAUACUGAGUGUGCACGUAGCAUGC
This is a messenger RNA of Dothidotthia symphoricarpi CBS 119687, 2959 nucleotides long. RefSeq lists its product as uncharacterized. Lineage: Eukaryota; Fungi; Ascomycota; Dothideomycetes; Pleosporales; Dothidotthiaceae. Bases 47 to 2740 code for a protein of 897 amino acids. Gene Ontology annotation, biological process: DNA replication initiation. Gene Ontology annotation, cellular component: DNA replication preinitiation complex. The record is from RefSeq and is a predicted model, not a curated record. The transcript has a single exon.